Molecule: messenger RNA, 480 nt
Organism: Pestalotiopsis fici W106-1
Lineage: Eukaryota; Fungi; Ascomycota; Sordariomycetes; Amphisphaeriales; Sporocadaceae
Exons: 2
Coding region: 1-480 (159 amino acids)
Cellular component (GO): mitochondrial large ribosomal subunit
Molecular function (GO): structural constituent of ribosome
Source: RefSeq, a predicted model, not a curated record
AUGUUUGGCUUCGGCGCAUUCAGGGCGACGAGUGCGCUCUCGUCGGGUCUCUUAUGGAAGACCCCAUGGCGCCUGUCAAAGUUCCAGAAGCUGAGGCAACGAAGAAGACUGCGGGCCGUCGACUCGGUGAUUGCGACCCUGGACGCUGCGCUGGCCAAGAAGGGCGAGUCGGUCAAGAGCAUUGAAACGUGGAAGCAGGAGAUGCCGACCGAGGCCGAGAUGCUGCCCCGAGACAAGUACACCAUGUUUGACCGCAAGGAGAAGAGAUACAGGAAGGGAAUUCAUAGUGAGUUUUGGAGCUUUCAUAUUGCCAUUCUUGCCAGGGCGUGCAAAUGGCCAAGAUCAAACCUUGGAAAGGAUGCAUACCGACGAGCGAGGAACGCGUACAACUUGUUUUUGGACCGUUGGCUGACCUGGAGAAAAACAGAGCUACCAAAGUGGACGAGAGUAUCACAGAGAGUCAACCCUCCGGGUUACUAA